Molecule: messenger RNA, 3168 nt
Organism: Tarenaya hassleriana
Lineage: Eukaryota; Viridiplantae; Streptophyta; Magnoliopsida; Brassicales; Cleomaceae
Exons: 5
Coding region: 600-3080 (826 amino acids)
Source: RefSeq, a predicted model, not a curated record
AUUUACAUAAUUACAUUACCAUUUUUUGAACUUUCGAAAUCACCGCAAAGCCACCUCUCUCUCUCUCUCACGGCUUUUCUUCUGUUACUCUCAGUCCUCUCUCUCUCUCUCUCUCUCUGUCUCUCUGUGCGAUCACUUGCUCUAUCUCUCGAAGUUUUUUCCCUGUCUUUUAAUCCUGUGGCCGAGGGCUGUAGGCGAGAGAUUCAUGUGCAAUUUCUUGUUCUCGUUUCAUUCUGGAUCAUGAUUUCUCGGGAAAUCCUCUACUUUUUCUGCGCCUGCAAGUUUUCCGUGAUUCCCGAUGCAAAAUUUCUUCUUCGACAUGCCUCCUUCCUCCAGAGAAUGUGAAAUAUUUCUCUCCCAUAUGUGAAAUAUAUAGAUAUGCAUUCAAUAAAAAAAAUAUAUAUAUGAAUAUGCAUUUCGCCUCGCCGAUCUGAGUUCCCGCGAUGGAUUUGCUUCCUUAGUACCCAGCUCUCGUGAAGGGAAAGAAACAGGUUCAGAAGCUCAAGUCUCCAUGGUCAUCUUCUGACUCCAGCUCUCCUCGCUGUGACGUUUUGGGUAAAGGCACGUUGAGGUGGAAAUCUCCUCACAAGAUCAUCGCAAUGCCGAUGAAAAGCUUAUUGGCGCGAGAAAUGUCGAAGCAAAAUGAAUCUAAAAGGAGGUCACCUAGCAUUAUAGCGAGGUUGAUGGGGCUCGAUGGGCUGUCGCCUCAGAGUUCUUCCCACAAACAGCACAAAUCUCUGGAGAAUCAUCAAAGCAGGAGGAGAGCAUGUGAGCAAGCUCAUGGAUAUGAUGGUGAUAGAUCUUCCAGGAGGGGCUCAAAGGAUGAGCAAGAAUUCAGAGAUGUCUUUGAAGUUUUGGACGCAAGGGUGGAAAGUGGUGGAAAUCUGUAUCGGGGAAGAGGGAAUACUAAUCUCACUGAGGCCGAGAUGGCGUUUAUACGGCAGAAGUUCAUGGAGACUAAGCGUCUAUCAACAGAUGGGAAACUCCAUCAUUCCAAGGAGUUCAGUGAUGCGCUUGAGGAUCUAGACUCUAACAAGGACCUCCUAUUGAGAUUUCUUCAAAAUCCGGAUUCAUUAUUCACUAAACAUUUGCACGAUCUUCAAAGCAUAGAUCGUAAACCGCACUGCAUCCAGGUACCGUCUUUGAAGUCUUCCAAAGGCCCAAUGCAUGUGGAUAGCCUCAACACACUGGAAUUUGAUAGAAAAUUGUCGAGGAAGAGUCACAGUGUGUGUAGGCAUGUUUCUUAUGAUAAUACACUUGACUUACCACAGGAGAAGCUUGUAGAGAAAAGUGUGAUGCAGCCCACCGAGAUUGUUGUUAUGAAACCUAAACUUGGGAAGACGAGAAAUGCCGGUAGAACCCUUUCAUCACAGAGUUCUUCUGAUGAGUUCAGGGCAGAUCACAGGCUUCCAUGGACAAGCAAUCGAGACUCAGACGCGUAUGACAGACACAAAGCAUAUAAAGAUGUCAGCCUUUCAAGGCACAAGACUAGAGAGUCCAGAGAAAUCGGCAAAAGAGUCACUAGGCAAGUGAAGAGAACCCGUGCCAGGGCCGGUUCCAUGAACUUUGAGACUUCAGGAUUCAGAGGUUAUGCAGGGGAUGAAAGCUCUUCUGGGAGUGACUCUACAAGUGGAUCUGAGUUAGUGCCGUCGGCUGCAAGAACAAGAAAUCGAUAUUUGUCUUCUGGGUCAACUGAAUCGUCUGUGAGUAGGGAAGCUAAGAGGAGAAUGUCACGGAGGUGGAAGCUGGCGCAAAAAUCUGAGCAAGGGCGGGAGAUGUGCAGAAGCAGUACAUUGGCUGAAAUGCUCGCGAUUUCAGAUAGGAAAGCUCGACCGGCAAGUUUUAAUGGCCUCAGCAAAAGGUUCGAGAACAAUAUCGGACAGUCUGAUUUGCCAGAACCGAGCGGAAUCAGCAGUAGGGAUGGCUGGAAAGGUGCAUCCACAAGAAAUUCUGCAAAACCCGGAACCAUCAUGAAUCAGGAGAGCUCUAGUUAUUACAAGAUUGUUAUACCUAAGGAGACAAUAAACCGAAAUGGGUUAGCUAAGAGGAGUUUUCACUAUGGGGAAGUACGGUUGAAACUGAUAGGAAAUUCGAGACCCAGUAGUGAUAACAAAUCUCGAUUGUCAUCCAAUACUUCACCAGAGAUCAACAUCUGCUCAAGUUCAAACAAAAUCCUUUAUAUGGAUGGCCGGGUUUUCGGACAGAAGCUUCCGGCUUUAAAAGCGCAUUCCGGUUUCUCAGCAGACGCAGAUUCAGACAAUGAGAAUGGUUCAAAUUUUGAGGAUACCAAGACCACCUUGUCUUCUGAAUCACCAAACUUGCCGGCUUCCACCCCGUUAACUGACCCUGAGGUGAAUCAGUCUUCUGUCUCUGAACUACAGUCUUGUGAGAACACAAAGGAAGGUGAUCAACCAAGUCCGGUUUCAGUUCUUGAAGCCUCUUUCCGUGACGAUUUCUCGUCCAGUUCCGAGUGCUUUGAGAGUAUUCACGCCGAUUUGCAAGGGCUGAGGAUGCAACUCCAACUACUGAAGCUAGAGUCAGGAGCCAUGCUUGUAUCAAGCGACGAAGAUGCAGAUCACGAGGAAUCAUCCUCAUCCAGACUAACGAACGAGAAGAUGAUCAACCGGGCAUCUCCCCAAGAUUGGAAAUCGUUGUACUUGGCCGAUGUCCUAACCUUCUCCAGGUUCAGUGACUCAAACCCUGAUACUUUCAUGGCGAGAUGGCACUCUACCGAUUCACCUGUAAAUCCAUUUUUGUUUGAGGAGCUUGAGAAGAAGUAUUCCGACCUAAAACCCUCGACAAGGAUAGAAAGGAAGUUCCUUUUCGACCGGAUCAACGAGGAGAUACUCCAGAUAUUCAAGCGGGUGAAACCAUCGAGGAUAUGUCUGGAUAUGAACGGGAUCCAAGAAACUCUAUAUGAUCUGGUCGUGAAUAAAGACGAGAAGAAAUCCGGGGAGGAGGCAGAGGAGAAAGUUCUGGACGAGUGGAAGUGGCUGAGGUUUGGAGAUGACAUUGAAGCCAUAGGUAGAGAGAUUGAGAAAAUGCUGACAGAUGAACUCAUUGCAGAGGUAAUGCUGUAGCUAUGUAGAGAAAAAAAAGAACGCUUUACUUGUCUAGAAAGUCACAUUUAUUACAAAUUCAUUACUAAAAUGCAACAUAUAAUGACAA